Molecule: messenger RNA, 729 nt
Organism: Colias croceus (clouded yellow)
Lineage: Eukaryota; Metazoa; Arthropoda; Insecta; Lepidoptera; Pieridae
Exons: 1
Coding region: 1-729 (242 amino acids)
Source: RefSeq, a predicted model, not a curated record
AUGUGGGGUCAAAACAAUCUUGUCCAGUUUAACCCCUCAAAGACGCAAGUUUGCGUAUUCUCGGCUAAAAAGAGGUCUUUUGCAGUGUCACCUACAUUCCAGAGCACUCCUCUCAAAGCCACGCCUUGUAUCGGUAUUCUCGGUAUCGACAUUGCGAGUGACGUACAAUUCCGCGGUCAUCUGGAAGACAAGGCUAAAUUAGCCUCAAAGAAACUUGGGGUGCUCGCUAGAGCGAGACAGUACUUCCCGCCAGCUCAUCGCCUACUACUCUACAAGGCCCAAGUUCGGCCACACAUGGAGUACUGCUCUCACCUAUGGGCUGGAGCACCCCAGUAUCAGUUACUUCCUUUUGACCGCCUUCAGCGUCGUGCCUGCCGCAUUGUCGAUCUACCUGAGCUCACCGAUCGGCUGGAUCCUCUGGCUUUGAGGCGUGAUGUUGCGUCUCUGUGCGUAUUUUAUCGCAUAUACAACGGGGAGUGUUCUGAGGAAUUAUUUGCCUUAAUACCACCUGCACAAUUCCACCACCGUACUGCCAGACACAAGCAAAAAUAUCAUCCACACCACCUGGAUGCAUGGCGCUCGACAACCGUGCGUUUCGCACGUCAUUUCCUGCCCCGAGCUACACUCUUGUGGAACACCUUACCACCUUCCGUGUUCCCCAACCAAUACGACAUGGGAACCUUCAAGCAAAGAGCCUACACCUUCCUAAAACACCAACUUCCACCUUAA